This is a messenger RNA of Aedes albopictus (Asian tiger mosquito), 2807 nucleotides long. RefSeq names its product carboxypeptidase D. The coding region runs from base 565 to 2094 and encodes 509 amino acids. The transcript has 5 exons. Gene Ontology annotation, biological process: protein processing; peptide metabolic process. Lineage: Eukaryota; Metazoa; Arthropoda; Insecta; Diptera; Culicidae. The record is from RefSeq and is a predicted model, not a curated record. Gene Ontology annotation, molecular function: zinc ion binding; metallocarboxypeptidase activity.
CAGCUGAGCUUCGCUCAGUUGGCAACGAUCGGUCGGAUCGUUCGGACGCGUUUUCUAGCCUACCUAGUACCUAGUACCUCCGGAAGAUUCAGCAGUUCAGAGUGGGUUGUCCACCGGUGGUGUGUGUGUGCGCGAAAGUUAAACACUGUCGGUGACCGUUGGUGAAAGACACGUGAUUAUUAGUGCGGAGUGCGACGACGAUCUGUGCGAUUAUCGGUUGAAGAUUAGUUGGAAUACCCUAAAAACCAAACUUUCGCAACGAAUGAUCUUCGGGGAUAGAACAACAGUGAUUGAAAGGCAGUCCGGUUAUUCCCAGGGUUCGCGAAAUCAUCGGUGAUAAGUCGUCUUCGCCGUCGUCGUCGUCGUCGUCUAACUGCCAAGUGUUCGCUGUGACUUGCGGAGGAAAAUAUUAUUCCAGCACCGUUUUUGAUAAGGAGAGGAUGCCGAAAGGUUGUCGCUGCUAAUUGACGCGCAAAGUGAAAGCAGAUCCACCGGAAUUCCCCAUCUGAGUCCAGCCGAGCCAAGAGCCAGGUGUAGAACGCCGCCAAAUAACUUGCAGCAACGAUGCUGAUACCUAAACAAGCCGUUCUAGCGGCGGUUACGCUAUGCGCCGGAAUCGCCUUCGCAAUCCAAGUGCCCACGUCCGAUCAGAUUAGCCUAUCGACCGGUAACGACCGGUCGGAUGUCCUUUCGGGUUUUACCGGUGUGGGCAAUGAACCUCGGGCGUAUCGGCCGGAUACCUCUUCGCUGGACUUUGUCUAUCACAACCACGACGACAUGACGCGAUAUCUGCGGGCGACCACAGCUCGGUAUCCGAACCUGACGGCACUGUACUCGAUCGGAAAGUCCGUUCAGGGUCGGGAACUGUGGGUUAUGGUAGUCUCUGCGUCACCGUACGAGCACAUGCUCGGCAAACCGGACGUCAAGUACAUCGGAAACAUCCACGGUAACGAAGCCGUCGGUCGUGAACUGCUACUUCACAUGAUCCAGUACCUGAUCACCAGUUACACCACUGAUCCCUACAUCAAGUGGCUGCUGGACAACACUCGUAUCCACAUCCUGCCUUCGUUGAACCCGGACGGUUAUGCUGCAUCCAAGGAGGGAACCUGCGACGGCGGACAGGGACGUUACAACUCGCGGGGCUUCGAUCUGAACCGAAACUUCCCGGAUUAUUUCAAGCAGAACAACAAGCGAUCGCAACCGGAAACGGAAGCCGUCAAGGAGUGGAUCAACAAGAUCCAGUUUGUGCUGAGUGGAUCGCUGCAUGGUGGAGCACUUGUUGCCAGCUACCCUUAUGAUAACACUCCCAAUGCCAAAAUCUGUAGAUCGUCAUCUACUUGUGCCGUGUUCAACAGCUACGUGUCUGCACCAUCGUUGACACCGGACGAUGAUGUGUUCAAGCACCUCUCGCUAACCUAUGCCAACAACCACGCCAAGAUGUCCCGAGGUGUCGCUUGCAAGUCCGCCUCACCUUCGUUCGAAAACGGAAUCACCAACGGCGCCGCUUGGUACCCACUGACCGGAGGAAUGCAAGACUACAACUACAUCUGGCACGGUUGCAUGGAAGUCACCCUUGAAGUAUCCUGCUGCAAGUUCCCGCCGGCAUACGAACUACGCAAGUACUGGGAUGACAACCAGCUGUCGAUGAUCAAGUUCCUCGCCGAAGCUCAUCGUGGUGUUCAAGGAUUCGUCAUGGACCCCAACGGAGGCCCAAUCGAGCGAGCCCAGCUGAAGAUCAAGGGAAGGGACGUCGGUUUCAGCACUACCAAGUACGGAGAAUUCUGGCGAAUCCUGAUGCCCGGAGUCUACAAGCUGGAGGUGUUCGCCGAUGGAUUCGUCCCAAGGGACGUCGAUUUCAUGGUCGUCGAGCAGCAUCCCACGUUGCUGAAUGUCACCAUGCAACCGUCCAAGCGUAACGAUGGCCCUUACUAUCGGCCUGUCCAGCAGCCGGCCCAGUCGCAGUAUCGUCCUCAGAUAGCAGCCCCCGGCCUUCCCGGUAGCGGUGGCAUCAACUCCGGUUCCCCGGCCGACGAAGGCAUUCUUUCGACGCUGAGCAACGGUUUCAACAGUUUGGUGAACAACAUCUUCGGCUGAAAUAGGCGCGACCACCAGCACUACCAGCACCAGCCGAUGCCAAACGGUGAUCGUUCUCUCUGCUACAGUAUUACAGUGGAAGGAUGUGCUUUUGUGUUUGUAUUGUUUUACAAUCCGUUGUCGUUGCAACAAUCAAUGCAUACCUAACGAACAGCUAUUUGACGCGACUCACGCCGGCAUUUAGACGCGUGCGAUCAUUUCAUUCCAUUGAAAUCAGAACUCUUUUUUGACAAAACUUAAGGACGGUGUGCGACGACGAGUAGGAAAGGAUGAGUGUUUCCAGUGAUAUGACGAUAAUAAGUAACAUUACAACAGAACAAACGCGAAUUAGUUGAAUAAAUAUGUAGGUUAAGCUUUAAUCAGAUGCGCAGGCAACACCCAAUAGAACAAAUCGAGAGAAACUAUUUUCAAACACUUGUAGGAGGUGUUAUGUCUGCGCUAGAGUGCUUACAGUAGAACGAACAAUGAAAAUCACAUUUAGGUGACAAAUAUUACAGAUGAUAUUCUCAGCAGAAGUAGCAACAGCAACAGCAUCCAUAGCGUAUUUAAGCACUAGCAAGUCGUUCAAAAGUUAUAUCUUCUACCAAGAUUUGGUAAACAGAAAACAAAACAAAAUAUGAUUAGAGGAAUAUUUUAAAUCAUUUCAGAUGAUAAAGACUUAGUAUUUAUACAAACGGUUCGAUAUCGUUCAAUAAAUAAGAAAGUACAAAUAA